Molecule: messenger RNA, 1686 nt
Organism: Elephantulus edwardii (Cape elephant shrew)
Lineage: Eukaryota; Metazoa; Chordata; Mammalia; Macroscelidea; Macroscelididae
Product: zinc finger protein 420-like
Exons: 3
Coding region: 1-1686 (561 amino acids)
Biological process (GO): regulation of transcription by RNA polymerase II
Molecular function (GO): DNA-binding transcription factor activity; RNA polymerase II cis-regulatory region sequence-specific DNA binding
Source: RefSeq, a predicted model, not a curated record
AUGGCGGAUUCGCCGGCCAUUGAGGACGUGGCCGUGGUCUUUAGCCAGGAAGAGUGGCCUCUGCUGGACUUCGCGCAGAGAAAACUCUACAAGGAGGAGGCUGAUGCAAAGCUCUCCGUGGAAGACAUGGUGCUGUGGUUGAUGAGGAAUAAAGCCUGGAGCUCCAUGCUAGAGGACAGCUCAGAAGGGUAUGAAGAGAGCGAUGAACAGAGAAGGGCACAUGCUAGAUCGGAUCCGUGCCUGCGUAAAGAAGGUGGACAAAAGUGCCAUGGUCCAGAUGACUGCCUAUCAUCCCCUGCAAGGGUUUCUGUCGCCAAGAAACCUGCAGCGUGUCAGAUGUGUGGAAAGAACCUUGCUGACCCCACAACCCUCAAGACGCCUGUGCCAACCCUCUCCAGUGGGAAACGCUAUGCGUGCAGUGAGUGUGAGGCCAGUUUCUGCAGCCUGGCCUCCUUCUCUGCGCACGUGAGGAGCCAUCGGUGUGAAUGUCAAGCACAGUGUAAGACUUCUAAACAGCCUUCUUCCACCCGUGUUCUGGGUAAGAAAUGCCGUAAGAGACAGAAGAGCUAUGAGUGUCAGGAGUGCGGGAGAGCGUUCACAGACUCCUUCUCCCUCACACAGCAUGUCCGGAUCCACACAGGAGAAAAGCCUUACGUCUGUGAGCAGUGCGGGAAGGCCUUCAGCCGGUCCUUCUCCCUUACCACCCACGUGCGCACACACACCGGGGAGAAGCCCUACAGGUGUGCUGAGUGCGGGAAGGCCUUCAGCCAGCCCUCGGCCCUCACCACCCACCGGAGGACACACACGGGGGAGAAGCCCUACACGUGCAAGGAAUGCGGCAAAGCCUUCAGGUGUUCCUCCUUCCUCACCAACCAUGUCCGCAUCCACAGUGGAGAGACGCCCUACGGGUGUCCAGACUGUGGCAAGGUAUUCCGUCAGAUCUCAGACCUCAUCACCCACCGGCGUAUCCAUAGCGGAGAGAAGCCUUACACGUGUCAGGAGUGUGGGAAGACCUUCCGCUGCUCCUCGCACCUGACCACCCACCGGAGAAUCCACAGCGGGGAGAGGCCUUACGUGUGCAAGGAGUGUGGGAAAAGCUUCCUGGAUUACUCCGCACUGACGAAGCACGUGAGGACGCACAGUGGAGAGAUGCCAUACACAUGUCAGGAGUGUGGGAAGGUGUUCAGGCACACCUCAAAUCUCACCACGCACAGAAAGACGCACAGCGGAGAGAGGCCAUUCGCCUGCCAGCAGUGUGGGAAAGCCUUCAGCCGUUCCUCCCACCUGACAGCCCACCAGAGAACCCACAGUGGAGAGAGACCCUAUGCGUGCCAGAAGUGUGGGAAAACCUUCACGCGGCCCUUCUGCCUCGCAGAACACAGGAGGACCCACAGCGGGGAGAGACCCUACCCGUGUCCACAGUGUGGGAAAGCCUUCCGCUGUGCCUCGGACCUCACCAAGCAUGCCAGGAUCCACAGUGGAGAGCGACCCUAUGCCUGCGAGGAGUGUGGGAAGGGCUUCCGGCAGGCGUCCAGCCUCCACACGCACAGGAGGAUCCACAGUGGGGAGAGGCCCUACUCCUGUCCACACUGUGGAAAAACCUUCCGGUGCACCUCGCACCUUGCUGCACAUGCAAAGACACACCAUGGGGAGAUGGCCAAGGCCAGCAAACCCUGCCAAGGUUGA